GACGUGGUUUGGUUGAUACAACCCGCCCCUCUUCCACAAAACACAGCGGCUAAGCUUUUUAGCAGCUCUGUGUUCAUUUAAUAAUAAACAGUGCUGUGGUUAUAACUGCGUAUGAUAUCAGCGCGUGAAGCAGAGAGCAAGGACAUGGGCUGUGAAGGAAACGCAUGAGGGAAUGAUCUGAACUGUUCCCGGCCACUUACUGAGCUGUCUGAUUCGAGGAGAGUCGUUCCGGUAUGGAGGCCUCCGCAAUUUUGCCUGUGCUGAAGAAGAAAUUGGCGUUUUUGUCAGGAGGUAAAGACCGGCGCAGCGGCCUGAUCCUGACCAUCCCGCUAUGCACGGAGCAGACGAGCAUGGAGGAGCUCAGCUCCACUCUGGACUACUUGCUCGGCAUCCCCAGUGAGAAGUGUAAAGCACGUGGUUUCACGGUCAUCGUGGACGGACGGAGAUCUCAGUGGAACGUGGUGAAGACGGUUGUUCUGAUGCUGCAGAACGUGAUCCCAGCUGAGGUGUCCUUAGUGUGUGUGGUGAAGCCAGAUGAAUUCUGGGAUAAGAAGGUCACCCAUUUCUGCUUCUGGAAGGAGAAGGACAGGCUUGGCUUUGAGGUAAUCCUGGUCUCGGCUAAUAAGCUCACACGGUACAUCGAGCCUUGCCAGCUGACCGAUGAGUUUGGAGGGAGUCUGCAGUAUGACCACAUGGACUGGCUCAACAAGAGGCUGGUGUUUGAAAAGUUCACCAAGGAGUCCACUUCCUUGUUGGACGAGCUCGCCAUCAUUAACGAAAACGAAAAGACCACUCAGCCGGAUAAGUCCAGGCCUUCAGAGUGUAACGCCCUGCCAUCAUUCGACCCAGAAACUGUCCUGCAAACCGGUCACGAGUUGCUGUCGGAGCUGCAGCAGAGGAGGUUUAACGGCUCCGAGGGUGGCGGCGGUGGUGGUGGCGGCGGCGGUGGAGGCGGAGGAGGAGGAACGGCCUGGUCCCCGAUGGACGACGAGCUCCUGGCUCAGCCGCAGGUCAUGAAGCUGCUCGACUCUCUGCGCGAGCAGUACACCAAGUACCAGGAAGUGUGUCGCCAGCGCAGCCGCCGCUCGCAGCUCGACCAGAUCCACACCAAGGUCAUGCAGGUGGUGAACUGGCUGGAGGGUCCUGGCACCGAGCAGCUCCGCACUCAGUGGGGAAUCGGAGACUCGAUCCGGGCGUCACAGGCCCUACAGGUCAAACACGAGGAGAUCGAGAGCCAGCACAGUGAGUGGUUUGCUGUGUACGUGGAGCUGAACCAGCAGAUGGCGGCGCUGUUGAGCGCAGGCGACGAGGAGGACCUGUUGGAGCUGAAGAAUCUGCAGCAGCAGCUGAGUGACGUGUGUUACAGGCAGGCCAGCCAGCUGGAGUUCAGACAGAACGUCCUACACUCAGCCCAUGAGUUCCACAGCACAGCACAGGAUCUCUCUCAGCAACUGGACGGUCUGCUGGGCAUGCUCUGCGCAGACGUCGCCCCCGCCGACGGAGCCGCCAUUCAGCAAACGCUCAAACAUCUGGAGGAGAAACUGAAGAGUGUCGAGGGAGCUCUGCAAGGCCUGAGGGAGAAGGGUCAGGUUCUGCUGGACCAGAUUUCUAACCAGACAUCCUGGUUCUAUGGGAAAGACAUGCAGAUCGAGAACAAGGAGAACGUUGACCACAUCCACAGCGUCAUGGAGGACAUGCAGCUGCGCAAGCAGAGGUGUGAGGACAUGGUGGACGUGAGGCGGCUGAAGAUGCUGCAGAUGGUCCAGCUUUUCAAAUGUGAAGAGGAUGCUUCACAGGCUGUAGAGUGGCUCACUGAGCUGCUGGAUGCCCUGCUGAAGACCCACAUCAGGCUGGGAGACGACACACAGGAAACUAAAGUCCUUCUGGAGAAACACAGGAAGUUUGUGGAUGUUGCACAGAGUACAUACGACUACGGCAGGCAGCUGCUGCAGGCCACUGUGGUGCUUUGCCAGUCUCUGCGCUGUGCCACGCGCUCCUCAGGCGACACGCUACCCCGACUGAACCGCGUGUGGAAGCAGUUCACCAUCACCGCCGACGAGCGCCAGCACCGCCUGGAGACAGCCAGAGACUUCCAUGCUGCUGCUGAGAGGGUUCUGAGAGACAGCCCGGACCAGGCCGGAUUGCUGGAUCUGGAAUCGUUUGAUGAAGUGGAGACAGUGGGGAAGGCUCUGCUGGACCGCCUCACUGUGCCAGUCAUCUUUCCUGAUGGGAGUGAGCAGUUUUUCGGCAGCCCCAGCGACAUGGCGUCCUCAGCCGAGAACAUCCGUGACAAGAUGAAGCUCGUGGAGGACAAGAGGCUGCAGAAAGAAUCGGCGAGACCCCUCGAGGAGGAAACCGCUCCGGAGGAAUUCCCCGACGAGAGUUAAUGUCGAGUCUAAUCUAAUCACCGCGCAGGCCACUAUGUCCUAAUAUAUGCCUUUCCAAGCCAUGUUAACCUCCCAGGAUCUGUUUAAGGUAGUACAUAUGUAGAUUCCUGUUGCAUUGCUUACAUCCAUAUAUAGCAGAACGAACACACACACACACACACACACGCACACACACACACAAAAAAAAAAACAA
Molecule: messenger RNA, 2580 nt
Organism: Ictalurus punctatus (channel catfish)
Lineage: Eukaryota; Metazoa; Chordata; Actinopteri; Siluriformes; Ictaluridae
Gene: sestd1
Product: SEC14 and spectrin domains 1
Exons: 19
Coding region: 234-2387 (717 amino acids)
Source: RefSeq, a predicted model, not a curated record